AUGUUCCUGCCCGUCAAAUCCAGCACGUCACCGGGAGGCAAUGAAACGACGAACGGCGAAGAUGUUACCACCGUAACAUGCAACUCAACGCAAACACCGUGCGAUCUGAGCCCACCGAACAUGUCCAACGACGACAUACUGCCCCAGGCCCACCACCAGAACCCCGGCCACUGCAUAGCGUCCUUCACCACCAUCAACCGCAUGAGACAGAACUCGCAGCUUUGCGAUGUGAGGCUCGAGGUUGCCGGCGAAGCGAUCAACGCCCACAAAGUCAUUCUCGCUUCGGUUUCACCCUACUUCUACGCCAUGUUCAACGAUGACAUGCUCGAGCGGAACUGCGACGUGGUUACACUGCACGAUAUUGACGCUUCCUCGUUGAAGCAGCUCAUCGAGUACGCGUACAGCGGCGAAAUCACCAUCACCGAGGACAACGUUCAGGUAUUGCUGCCCGCGUCCAGCUUGCUGCAGAUACAGUCGGUGCGUGAAGCGUGCUGCAAGUUCCUGCUACGCCAACUGCACCCGUCGAACUGUCUAGGCAUUCGUAGCUUCGCAGAUGCCCACUCGUGCAAGGAGCUCCACUCCCGAUCCCACCGCUACGCGCUCCAGAACUUCCAGCAAGUCGUCGGCACCGAGGAGUUUUUAUUGCUAGGAUUUAAUGAGGUACAAGAUUUGAUAUCAAACAGUCAGCUGAAUAUCUGCUCCGAGGAGAAAGUGUUCGUGGCCGUGCUGAACUGGGUGAAGCACGAUCUGAACGAGCGCAAAAAGCACAUCUCGGAGCUGAUGUCGCACGUCCGGUUGCCGCUGGUGAACCGCGAGUUCCUGAUGAACUGCGUCGAAACGGAAGCGCUGGUCCGCGAGGAUCCGCACUGCAAGGAACUGCUUCUUGAAGCCAUGAAGUAUCAUUUGCUCCCGGAGCAGCGCAGUGCCCUCGUCACCCAGCGUACGCUCGAACGGCGCCCGGAAGGGAUGCGUUCGUACAUCUUCGCCGUCGGCGGCGGAAGUCUUUUUGCGAUCCACAACGAGUGCGAGUGCUACAAUCCGAAGACGAACGCCUGGAUGACGAUUUCGCCGAUGAUUUCACGCCGCUCCCGGGCCGGUGUCACGUCGCUCCGGAAGCUCCUGUACGUCGUCGGUGGGUACGACGGCGAGAACGACCUGGCGACGGCCGAAUGCUACAAUCCGCUCACGAACGAGUGGACCAACAUUACGCCGAUGGGCACGAAACGGUCCUGUCUCGGGACGUGCGCCUUCGACGGGCUGCUGUACGUGUGCGGCGGGUACGAUGGGGCGUCCUGUUUGAGCAGCGUCGAGCGCUACGAUCCGUUGACCGGCGUUUGGACGUCGUGUCCGGCGAUGAGCACCCGGCGCCGUUACUGCCGGGUGGCCGUGCUCGAUAACUGUAUCUACUCGCUCGGGGGCUUCGACUCGAGCAACUACCAAUCGUCGGUGGAGCGGUUCGAUCCGCGGGUCGGAAGCUGGUCGUCGGUGCCGAGCAUGACGUCCAGACGGAGUAGCUGCGGAGUGGCCGCCCUCGACGGCUAUCUGUACUGCAUUGGCGGCAGCGAUGGGACCAUGUGCAUGCAGACGGGUGAACGAUUCAACCUGCGGACCAACGCCUGGGAGCCCAUCAGUGCCAUGCACUCGCGAAGAUCAACCCACGAGGUCGUCGAAGCGAACGCCUCCCUGUAUGCGCUCGGCGGCAACGAUGGCUCAUCGUCCCUCAACUCCGUCGAACGGUACGAACCGAAGGUAAAUAAGUGGACCAUCGUCACAUCGAUGCUGACCCGCCGCAGCUCCAUCGGUGCCUCGGUGCUGGAGUGCUUCAAUCUCGAGCGCGGCCUACUACAGACCAGCAUUUGA
This is a messenger RNA of Anopheles cruzii, 1860 nucleotides long. Its product is annotated as kelch-like protein 17. The transcript has 8 exons. The record is from RefSeq and is a predicted model, not a curated record. Gene Ontology annotation, molecular function: protein binding. Bases 1 to 1860 code for a protein of 619 amino acids. NCBI's taxonomy places the organism in Eukaryota, Metazoa, Arthropoda, Insecta, Diptera, Culicidae.